AUGGCAGCCGUAGCUGUCAAUGGCGGCGCUGGCGCAAAGAAGCUCAGCAAGAACGCCUUCCGCAGACAGCAAAAGAAGGCUCAGAAGGAGCGCUCGGCAUCUGCCACCCCAUCCGUCGCCGAGUCUACCGACCUGUCCGAAGCAGAAACUCCCAAGCCAGAGACCGGUCGCCAACCUGACGCUCAGAUCAACACCCGCGAUGAUCCCAUGCAAAACAAUGACCUUCCCAACGACGACUUUACAAUCCCCGAAGACGACCCUCUAUAUGCCGAGUUCCAGAGCGUUCUAUCGAAGUUCAACAACGUCGACAAAUCGCAAACAAAGGAGGAUGAAAAGCCAGAAAUCUACUACGACGAUGACAACGACGAUAUUCCUGAUGAGGAGGAUGAGAACCAACCGAAGCUGUCAAAAAAGGCACGCAAGGCCGCUAGCAAACUGACCAUUGCUGAGCUCAAGCGUCUGGUGCGCAAGCCUGAGUUGGUCGAAUGGACAGAUAUCGACGCUUCAGACCCGCUGUUGCUUGUGCGCAUCAAGUCGCAGCGCAAUGUUGUCCCCGUGCCAUCACACUGGGCUCUGAAGCGCGAAUAUCUUUCAUCCAAGCGCGGUAUCGAGAAGACGCACUUCAACCUGCCCAAAUUUAUCGCCGAUACUGGUAUCGCCGAAAUGCGCGACGCCGUACUUGAGAAGCAGGCCGAGGCAACCUUGAAACAGAAGCAGCGCGAGAGAGUACAAGGAAAACUUGGAAAGCUCGACAUUGAUUACCAGAAGCUCUACGAAGCUUUCUUCCGCCACCAGACAAAACCCCCGCUCACCCGUUACGGUGAGGUUUAUUACGAGGGUAAGGAGUAUGAAACUAACCUUCGCCAUCUACGACCUGGCGAGUUGAGUGAUGAGCUGAGAGAAGCUCUCAACAUGCCACCUGGAGCUCCUCCGCCAUGGCUUAUCAACCAACAACGUUUCGGACCCCCUCCCUCAUAUCCUGGCCUCAAGAUUCCUGGUCUCAAUGCUCCUCCGCCACCAGGCGCAUCCUGGGGUUUCCACCCUGGUGGUUACGGCAAGCCUCCCGUUGACGAAUACACAAAUCGUCCCUUGUUUGGUGGCGACAUCUUUGGUGUCAGCAACGCAGAAGAUGAAGAGGCACCAUCUGGAGCACCGGUGGAAAAGACACUGUGGGGUGAGCUUCAAGAACGUGAAGAGGAAGAGGAAGAAGAGGAGGAUGAGGAAGAUGAGGACGAGGAAGAUGGUGACGAGGCCAUGGAUGAGGAGGAUAUUGGCGCAGGACUCGAGACACCAAGCGGGUUGGCCUCUGCUGUUCCAACAGAGAUCGGUAUCGAGAGCGUUGGAGGCGACUUCGAACUACGCAAGAAUGCAAGAGCUCCCGAGCCCGAAUACGAUGGCGCUCCACGAUCAGCGUACCAGGUUCUUCCGGAACAAAAUAUUCGUGCGCAAGGUUUCUUCGGAGGCGAGAGAGCAUACGAUUUGCGGGGCGCUCAGCAAAAUCUUCCUGUUCUUGGACAAGAAAACAGAGGCAGCAAACGCAAGGUUGGCGAUAUCGAUGUCAGCGUAGACGUGGAUGCGCUUGAAAGAGACGACCGCCUGAGCAAAGAAGAAAUUCAAAGACAAUUCGAGGCACAAAGACAGGCACAGGCUGAAGGUCAAUGGAAAGGAAGAGUAGACCAAGAAGAUCUGAGUCAGAUGAUUGCCGAGGAAAGCAACAAGAGGUUGAAACAGGACAAGGAGAGGAACGAACGCAGAAGAGGAGGCGGCGACAGUAGGAGCAGCAGGAGAUAA
Aureobasidium melanogenum CBS 110374 is the source of this 1791-nucleotide messenger RNA. RefSeq names its product DUF382-domain-containing protein. The coding region runs from base 1 to 1791 and encodes 596 amino acids. Gene Ontology annotation, cellular component: catalytic step 2 spliceosome; precatalytic spliceosome; U2-type spliceosomal complex. The record is from RefSeq and is a predicted model, not a curated record. The transcript is spliced from 2 exons. Gene Ontology annotation, biological process: mRNA splicing, via spliceosome. NCBI's taxonomy places the organism in Eukaryota, Fungi, Ascomycota, Dothideomycetes, Dothideales, Saccotheciaceae.